AUGGCGUUCCAAACCCCGUAUCAUGCGGAUUCGGAUGCUGAUGAUGAAUACGAACGAAGCGUGGUCACCUCGCCGCAUAUAGAAGACUCAGAAACAUCUCCCACCGAUUCAGAGCUUCCAUCCGCAGAACAUACGCCAACCACCUUUGGUAAUACACUUGAUGAUAGGAGUUCUCCCAGAACAAUCAUUACGGAAUGGACUGCGGAGGAAUGUGCAGAUUUUGCGGCGGGGUUAGGCCUGAGCCAAUACUGUGAUGCGUUUCUAGAAAAUGAAAUUGUUGGGGAAGCGCUUAUCGCUCUAAAACACGAGGAGUUGAAGGAAAUGGGUAUUUCGAGCGUUGGUCAUCGGUUGACUAUUCUUAAGAGCGUAUACGAAACCAAAGUCAAGCAAGGAAUACUCUUGGAUGCAGACCAUUAUGUCCCUCUCUCUGCCGAGCAGAGUAAUGGAGCUGAAGCUGCGACUCAAGACGAUAUUUCUCGCAUAAUUCAAUCGAUUAGAUUGCGAGAUGAAAGGAUCAUAGCUGCAGAAGCGGAACUCAGGAAGCUGGCGGAUGACUAUCGCAAACUUCGUGAAGAGUUAUUGCCGGUAGUAAAAAUCGCGAAAGAUAGGUCACAGCCUUUGCCUUAUCAACCAAAUUCGACAUACUCCGGUACCACCAUCAACUCAGAAUACCACAACCAUGAUCCACCCACUGCAACUCCAAUUAUCACACAGCAAGCUGAGAAACCUGGAAAUAGCCUUACUAGGUCAUUUUCUAAGAAAUUAUUUGCAGGGGGAUCGACUCCCAAAAACAAUUCUCCUACUCACGUCCCUCAAUUUAUACCUGAGGGAAGACCAGUCAAUGAUAACUCAUUAGAUCCGUCAGCUGCAGCCAUGGCGGCGUCGUCACAUCUAACUGCUUCUAUGAGUGGCGGUCAGCCCUCUCCAAAAGGAAUGCCCUCUCCUACUUCCCCAGGAAGCUUCUACCCGCAGCAAACAUUAGCCUCUCGAUCAUACGCCAGGGAAGCAUCAAAUAGCUCAAACCGCGGAAUCCACGACCACUCUGACGAACUUCAAUCCCAUCAACGGCCUGACCGAUCCAUUGCCGCCACCCCUUCUACUCAAUCGAGUCGUCAAGAACCACCAAGCUCUGCCACUGGGAACCAGCUCGCCUCACGAACUCCAGGAGAAUCACCUGCCCCUAGCGUGGAAAUAUUCAAAUCUUUCCGAGUAUCUAUGGACGAUCCCUGUCACAGAGUCCUCCCGGCUGCCCUUAAAAAAUACAAUAUCAACGAAGAUUGGAGACUUUACGCAUUAUACAUUGUCUUUGGUGAUCAGGAGCGAUGUCUCGGUCUCGAUGAGCGACCUUUAAUUCUUUUCAAGCAACUGGAGAAAGAAGGACGGAAGCCCAUGUUCAUGCUUCGGAAGCAAGCGCAAUUAGUAGAUGGUCAGAUGGUCAGUGGAUAUCAAGGUCCACCAGGUACCACUGGUGCCGGAGGCAUUGGCAUCAUGCCUGGCAGUGCAGGUUUCGAUGGUGGAACCGGUGGCCUAGCUAGUGCAGGCCUUGGACGAUCCAUCCAGACCAAUUCGAUACAGCUGCCUGGUGGUGUUCUAUAACUUUCGAAAUGCGGACGGUUUAGGAUUUCGCAUAUAAUCUUUUAUUCCCCUCUCUUUGGUUACAAUCGUCUGCAAGUUGGCGACUGUCCUUAUUAAUUUUCUUUAUGUCAGAUGGCCACGUUGUUUCGAUAUUUUUGACGUGUCCAUAUUCAUCUUUUUUUGUUUCUCUUCUUCUCUUCUUCCCUCCUUCCCUAGCUUUUUCUUAUUUUUGUUUUCCUUUCCUUUUCGCCUCUCAUUUCCUGCAGGCGUUUAUGAUCUGAUCACUCUUGCAAAAAAAGAUAAUACACCAAUAACACGCGGCCUUUUUCCUUUCCUUUCCUUCUGUGGUGCUAGUUCCCAUUUUCUUUUACUUUCCUUCAUCGAUGUCAUGAUUAUCUUUCAUUGCUUGGUGUUUUAGCUUUUAUUUUUGCCUGUCUUGUCCAAUUGAACACGACUCUAUUUCUUCCCCUCCGCGACUUCUUCUUGGACAUUUUCUUCUCGAAUCUUUUUAUGGUUUCCACUUUUACGUUCCCUUGCAGACCAAGCUGAUGCCAUCCGUGACGAUCAUAAAAACGGGCGUUUCUGGAACUAUUUUACAUCCCUCUCUUUGAGAUGUGUUACUUUCCUUUCAAUGGGGACUUCAAGCAUACCUAACGUUUGACAGCUCCCUUUAUUUUUGCCUUCACAAACCCUUUGACCUUCACUGAAUCUCUUUCUUUUUUUCCCGCCACCGCCUUCAACAAUAAGCUAGCAUUCACUUUGCAUCUACCAAAGUUUAUCUUGUUCAUCUCUCCACCCCCAUUCCCCUCGAAGUUGGGUUUGAAUUUUUUGGUGCAGAAUGAGGAUUCGGAUCGGUUGAUUUGUCACUACGUGUAUUAUGAAAUGAAACUACCUACUUACCAACUAAUACAUAUAUUUAGUCACCC
Molecule: messenger RNA, 2501 nt
Organism: Histoplasma capsulatum G186AR
Lineage: Eukaryota; Fungi; Ascomycota; Eurotiomycetes; Onygenales; Ajellomycetaceae
Product: mapkkk cascade protein kinase regulator ste50
Exons: 3
Coding region: 1-1596 (531 amino acids)
Biological process (GO): signal transduction
Molecular function (GO): synaptic receptor adaptor activity; ionotropic glutamate receptor binding
Source: RefSeq, a predicted model, not a curated record